Oppiella nova is the source of this 1128-nucleotide messenger RNA. Lineage: Eukaryota; Metazoa; Arthropoda; Arachnida; Sarcoptiformes; Oppiidae. The record is from the annotation of a GenBank genome assembly.
UGUCCUUCCAGUGGAACCUUCCCUUCUACAACCUGUGUCUGAAACUGGCGCCGGCAUUAGCCACCGGUAACACCGUUAUCGUCAAACCGGCCGAACAGACCUCUUUGACUGCCAUAUAUUUGGCGAAACUCGUGAAAGAGGCCGGCUUUCCGCCCGGUGUUGUCAAUGUAUUACCGGGUCAGGGACAUGUCACCGGUGCCGCGUUGGCUGAGCACAUGGACGUCGACAUGAUAUCAUUCACCGGCUCCACAAAAGUGGCAAAAUUGGUGCAAAUGAUGGCCGGGAAGUCAAACAUGAAGAGAGUAACCCUCCAAACCGUCAGUAAAUCUCCUUUCGUUAUCUUCGACGACGCGGACAUCGAUUGGUCGGCAAUGACUUCGCACUUGAGUGUGUUUAUGAGCGGGCCAUGCCGGACAACGUGCAGGUGAUUCUAGAUACAGGUGCUUCGGUAAAUGCUGUUCAAACACGUGUUUACGCGGCUAAACACGUUUUUGGCUCAGGAACCGCUGGGGAAACUGUUGGCGUGUCUACAGGGCCCACAGAUCGAUGAACACCAGUUCAAUGAAGUCAUUCAAUACAUAGAGUUGGGCCGCAAGGAAGGCGCCAAAGUGUUGACUGGAGGCAAGCGAUGGGGAAACAAGGGCUGGUAUAUCGAGCCCACGGUUUUGUCUGACGUGACCGACAAUAUGCAGAUCGCGAGGGAGGAGAUGACCGGACCCGUGAUGACUAUAUUGAAGUUCCGGACCAUCGAUGAGGUGAUCGAUCGCAUCAACGACUCGUACUAUGGUUUGGACGCCGGAGUGUUCACUCGCGACACCGAUAAGGCGCUGUACUUCGCGCAGGCCGUGCGCACCGGUAACGUGUGGAUCAAUCACCACAUCUCCAUCACCCCUCAGAUCCCGUUUGGGGGUUACAAACAGUCCGGAGUGGGACGGGAGGCUGGAAAGGAUGGUCUCUACGAGUUCACUGAAAUUAAAUCUAUUGUGCUCAAAGUGGACCAGAAGUUGUCAUAAACUUAUCACAACUUGCAAUGACAUACAGUCUAUUUAAUAGACACUUAUGUGACGGUUAUUAUAAUGUUUUUGUUCUUAAUUAUCAACAAUUUAAAAUGGUUUUAUAUUUAGUGUC